Molecule: messenger RNA, 2708 nt
Organism: Sceloporus undulatus (fence lizard)
Lineage: Eukaryota; Metazoa; Chordata; Lepidosauria; Squamata; Phrynosomatidae
Gene: CCDC152
Product: coiled-coil domain containing 152
Exons: 8
Coding region: 327-974 (215 amino acids)
Source: RefSeq, a predicted model, not a curated record
GCUGUAGGAUCCCCUGCAUUUUUCCAGGUUUGGUUUGCCCCUUCCCAGCAUGCUGUAUUUUAGCUAGAGGCUGUUAGUUUGAGGCAGUCUUUGCUGUGAGCUUGCAGAGAGCUGUCUUUUGGUGGCAAACAGGCCCAGGCAGCUGGAAAGGGCAUUUCUUACACGUCAGCCAUUUUAGUUACCAGGAACAAGUUAGCCAGAUUAGUUACCUACAUCAAACAAGUCAAAGAAAUCAGGAGCUGAAAGACCCUGCACCAGCUCCAUUGAGUGAGGAUAUCAAUAUUUUUCUCUUUAAUAUACAGGAGUAAUCUUGCAGCAAACUAGACAUGAAGAAAAACAGUCUGGUGAAUCUUGAUAAGCUUUUAGAGGACUUCUCACACAUAGAAAUGAAAAUAUCAGAACUCCAUGGAAAAAAUAAUCUUCUGACAUUACAGUUGGACAAAACGCACAAGUUACUGACAAUGAGCCAGUCGAAGGAAGAAUCAGCUAAAGAAGAAUGUGCUACACUUCAGACUGUGAUUAAAGGUCUCCAGCACACUAUAGAAAACCAGUGUAAUUUGCGAGAUGAAAAUGAGAGGAUAAAGAGCACAGCCCAUAUUUUGGAAGAGAAGCUGAAGGCUCAAGAACAGGAACAUAAAAAUAUGGUUGAGAGACUCCUAAGAGAUACUGAAAGCAAGACAGAAGCGUAUAAACUUGAACAAAGGAAGCUACACUGUGACAUGAACAAAAAAUUUGAAGCAAUGGAGGAAGAACAUAAGCAACUAAUACAGAAGAAAGAUCUAGAGAUUUUAGAGCUAAAUACUCAACUGAGAGCUCAAGAAAAAGAAAAACAGAAUGAGAUAAUUAAAUUGCAAAUAGAGUUCAAUGCUAAAUUAGCAAAGCUUCAAAUACCCAAACCAUAUCCAAAUCCGACAGGAUUUCCUCAAACCAUCUACAGAAGGGUACGUUUCCCUUUGUUCCAAUGUUAUGUAUAAAUAUUUUGAUGUAUAUUUUAAAGGACAAUAUGCUUCCAUAAAAUGUCUAUUAAGGCCUCUGGAUAUGCAACUAAUUAUGCUAAUAUUUUGGCUUCUUUGUGAGAGGCCAUCCUGAAGCCAUUCUGCUCCCAGUGACAUCUCCAUUAAUCUCAAGAAACUUAAUUUGUGUGUGCUCUCCCAUCUUAUUAAAUGAAUUGUAAACAUUGUACAUGUAUGUCAGAACAAAGUAGUCUUGUCUGUAACUCUUAUCUAUUAAUUUCAGAGCAUAUGUAUGUCUGUGCAUGUUGACUAAUGGUGACCCCAUAAAUUUCAUAAGGUUUUCAUAGGCAAUACUCGGAGGCAGUUUUGCCAGUUGCUUGUCUGAAAUAUAGCCUACAGCACAUGAUAUUUGUUGGUGGUUUCCCAUCCAAGUACUAAUCAGGGCUGUUCAAAAUCAGACAGAAACAGGUGUCUUUAGGUUACUUAGGCCCCUAUUAAUUUCAACAUCACUGUAAAAUCUAACAAGGUUGCCACCAAAAUUUUAUUUACUGUAUUUCUGACUUGCAUGUUUUUAACAAUAUGUUUUUUUGUAUUCUGUCUUUUUGUAAGCCACCUUCAGUCCCAGCCUGGGAGAAAGGUGGGAUAUAAAUAAAGGAAUGGAUUGAUGAACUUUUAGUUGACCUAAUUUUGCAGGUUUUCCUAGUCACCAUGCAAAAAUAACUCCAAGUUAAAAUAUUCACAUUAAAUAAGGAGUGUUUUAAGUGGUUUAAACUACACAAGAAAUGAAAUGCAAGUUUUGAAAACAAAACAGGAACUUCAAUAUGAGCUUCUUUGAUUCAAAAGCUCUGAUUUAUACAAAGAUGGGUGCUUAAAUAUAAGAAUUCUCUCUAAAAUGGGAGAGAUAGAGUGCCACACCUGCAGGGAAAUCCUUAGGCCAAUUCCAGCCAGUGCAAGGAAAAAAAACUAUAGUGUUUGCUGCAGGUGAUGAAGAAGGGCUUCUCUUUGGUCUUGUCCUCAUUUGAACUAGUUAUACACAUUCUAACAGCUUUAUAUUAGUUUUGUGGGCACAAACCAUAGGACUAAAUACAAUAUUAGCUCUGUACCUUUCUCAAUUACCAAAGUGACUCAGAGAUUUGUUGUCAUGUGUCUGUUCUGAAUGUGCCUAUGUUUUUCAACAGAAAAACAGUACAUCUAUGUACAUAUGGUGUAUUCCAUAUCUGAAUUUUAAUGAGCAACAAAAUGUUUGUUAAAUUUCCAUAGAAACUUCAGCAUCUUGAAGAAGAGAAGAACAAGGAAAUUGAAUUUCUCCGCCAUACCAUUAAGAACUUAGAACAGAGGCUUGGUAAGAGACAAGAUUCCCGCUUCAAACAGCACCAGUUUUGAGAAUUACAUAACAAAGCUACAGGCUAAGAAAAGUAAAAUACAGGACUAUACUGGAUCAACAGAACCUUUUUAUCAUUUAUUAAAAACUCUCUUAUUGGUUGUCCACACAUAAAACCUUUCAGUUGUGUUCUAAACUACUUUCAUACUUCUAUGUGUUCACCAUAAAGGAAUUCAGGUUUUGUAGGAGAGUUGCUUUCCCUAAUAAACCAUCAAGAACUAUGGCAAACGCAUUUAAGUAGCUUCUCUCUGUUAAACAUCUUCUUUCAUCUCUACACCCUCCAAACAUGACAUACAAAUAAAGAAUUAAUUUUAAAAAAGAGAAAAUGUAACAAUAAGACAUAUUAUUUGGUUAUAUAAAAAGGGACAUUAUAC